Molecule: messenger RNA, 2148 nt
Organism: Phytophthora sojae
Lineage: Eukaryota; Oomycota; Peronosporomycetes; Peronosporales; Peronosporaceae
Exons: 1
Coding region: 1-2148 (715 amino acids)
Molecular function (GO): ribonucleoside-diphosphate reductase activity, thioredoxin disulfide as acceptor
Source: RefSeq, a predicted model, not a curated record
AUGGCCCCCACCACUUCCUACCCGACGUCGGCCGCUGUGGGCAGCGUCGUGGAUUCCUCCACCUCCAGGACAUCUGAGUCCAGCGCCAAGCUGCUCUUCGAGGCCGCGACGGACCCGAACACUGCGUCGGCCAUCAACACGGGCAUGGAGUUCCACGCUGGGCCUGGCUACUCGCCCUUCACGCUGGACAAGGGCUUCGUGGCCGGCUUCGAGCGCCAGACACCGCCCUUCGGCUUCAACGGCCUGGGCGAGCUCGUGUACAUGCGCACGUACUCGCGCGUCAAGGCCGACGGCACCAAGGAGCGCUGGUUCGAGACCGUGGAGCGCGUGAUCAACGGCACUUUCACCAUGCAGAAGAAGUGGCUACAGCAGCUGGGCCAGCCCUGGAACCAGGACGAGAUGACCCGCGUCGCCCAGGAGAUGUACACGCGCGUGUUCCAGAUGAAGUUCACGCCGCCCGGACGCGGCCUCUGGGCGAUGGGAUCGCCGAUCACGGAAGAGCGCGGGCUUUACGCGGCGCUGAACAACUGCGCCUUCGUCUCGACGGCGGACAUUCUCGAGCUCGAGACGCCCGCGGAGCCCUUCUGCUUCCUGAUGGAGGCGGCUAUGCUGGGUGUUGGCGUGGGGUUUGACACCAAGGGAGCUGGCAAGUUGCUCGUCCAGGGCUGUGACGAGACCAAGGCGAACGUGUACGCUAUUCCGGACUCUCGUGAGGGCUGGGUCGAGUCGGUGAAGAUGCUGCUCGAGGCACACUUCCUGCACCAGCCCGCGCUCAAAUUCGACUACUCGUUGAUCCGCCCUGCCGGUGAGCCGAUCAAGGGCUUCGGUGGCAUCAGCUCCGGUGCCGGCUCGCUGAUCGCCUUGCACGAGGCCAUUGAGUCGAUCCUCAAGCCGCUGGCCGGCAAACCGUUGACUGCGCGCGGCAUCGUCGACAUCAUGAACCAAAUGGGCGUGUGCGUGGUCUCGGGUAAUGUGCGACGCACUGCGGAGAUCGCCUUCGGUAACUACAACGACGAGGAGUACGUCGACCUUAAGAACUACGAGAAGAACCCGGACCGCGCUGCGUACGGCUGGACGUCGAACAACAGCAUCUUCGCGGACAUUGGCAUGGACUACAAGCCCAUCGCUGAGCGUAUCGUGCGCAACGGUGAGCCUGGGUUCGCGUGGCUCGAGAACAUGCGCAACUACGGUCGCAUGAACGGGUUCAAGGACGACCGUGACCGCAAUGCUUCGGGUGGUAACCCGUGCUUGGAGCAGACGCUGGAGUCGUACGAGAUGUGCUGCCUCGUGGAGACUUUCCCGUACAGCCACGACAGCCUCGAGGACUUCCUGGAGACCCUCAAAUACGCCUACAUGUACGCGAAGACGGUCACGUUGGGCCAAACGCAGUGGCCACGGACCAACGAAGUCAUGCAGCGCAACCGCCGCAUUGGCUGCAGCAUGUCGGGAAUCGCGCAGUUCAUUUCGAACCGAGGCCUGAACGAGUUCCAGCGCUGGUGCGAGGCUGGCUACGACCGCAUCCAAGAAGUGGACAAACAGAUCUCGGCUCGCUUUGCCAUCCCGCGGUCCAUCAAGACCACCUCCAUCAAGCCCAGCGGCACCGUGUCACUGCUUGCCGGUGCUACGCCGGGCAUGCACUACCCUGAGAGCCGAUUCUACAUCCGCCGCAUGCGGCUGGACAAGCACUCGGACCUGCUAUCAGCGCUUCAGCGUGCGGGCUACGAGAUCGAGCCUGCCCAUGAAGCCCCAGACUCGACGUUGGUUGUAUCCAUCCCUGUGGACGUGGGCAAGGGCGUACGAACGCUGUCCGAUGUGUCAGCGUGGGAACAGUUCGCGCUGUCGGCGUUCCUGCAGCGCUACUGGGCGGACAACCAGGUGAGCUGCACCGUGACGUUCGACCCCAAGACGGAAGGCCCGCAACUCGCGCGCAUGCUGGACUACUUCCAGUACCAGCUCAAGGGCAUCAGCCUGUUGCCCAAGUUGGAGCUGGGCGCGUACAAGCAGAUGCCGUACGAGGAGAUCAACGCGCGCACGUACCACACGAUGAACCAGAGCAUCGAGCCUCUGCAGUUCAACGUGAUUCAGUCCACCGAGACGGUCGUCAACGUCCCCGACAAGUAUUGCGAGGCCUGUGUGACGGACCCCUAA